Molecule: messenger RNA, 1403 nt
Organism: Perognathus longimembris pacificus (Pacific pocket mouse)
Lineage: Eukaryota; Metazoa; Chordata; Mammalia; Rodentia; Heteromyidae
Gene: Rfng
Product: RFNG O-fucosylpeptide 3-beta-N-acetylglucosaminyltransferase
Exons: 8
Coding region: 19-1005 (328 amino acids)
Biological process (GO): pattern specification process; regulation of Notch signaling pathway
Cellular component (GO): Golgi membrane
Molecular function (GO): O-fucosylpeptide 3-beta-N-acetylglucosaminyltransferase activity
Source: RefSeq, a predicted model, not a curated record
CCCGGGUCCCGCGGCCGCAUGACCCGCGCCGGAGCGGCGCUGUGCCGGGCCUGCCUCGCGCUGGCCGCCGCCCUCGCCGCGCUGCUGCUGCUCCCGCUGCCGCUGCCGCCGCCCCGCGCCCCGGCGCCCGCCCCGGCCGCCCGCAGCGCCCCGGCCCCCGCCGGCCCCCGCCUGCGCCCCGACGACCUCUUCAUCGCCGUCAAGACCACCCGCCGCAACCACGCGCGGCGCCUGCGGCUGCUGCUGCGCACCUGGAUCUCCCGGGCCCGCCGGCAGACGUUCAUCUUCACCGACGGGGAUGACCCGGAGCUCCAGCUGCAGGCAGGCGGCCGCGUCAUCAACACCAACUGCUCUGCCGUGCGCACCCGCCAGGCCCUCUGCUGCAAGAUGUCGGUGGAGUACGACACGUUCAUCGAGUCUGGCCGCAAGUGGUUCUGCCACGUCGAUGAUGACAACUACGUGAAUCCGGAAGGCCUGCUGCAGCUGCUGUCCACUUUCUCCCCCAGCCAGGACGUGUACCUGGGCCGGGCCAGCCUGGACCACCCCAUAGAAGCCACCGAGAGGGUCCCAGGAGGCGGAACCGUGGCCACUGUCAAGUUCUGGUUUGCCACCGGCGGGGCGGGGUUCUGCCUGAGCAGGGGCCUGGCCCUCAAGAUGAGCCCCUGGGCCAGCCUAGGCAGCUUCAUGAGCACCGCGGAGCGCGUGCGCCUGCCGGAUGACUGCACCGUGGGCUACAUCGUGGAGGGGCUGCUGGGCGCCCGCCUGCGGCACAGCCCCCUCUUCCACUCCCACCUGGAGAACCUGCAGCGGCUGCCACCGGAGGCCGUGCUCCGACAGGUCACCCUGAGCUACGGCGGCCCUGAGAACCCGCAGAACGUGGUGAGCGUGGCGGGGAGUUUCAGCCUGCAGCAGGACCCCACACGGUUCCAGUCUGUGCACUGCCUCCUUUACCCGGACACAGACUGGUGUCCCCUGAAGGAUGGGGCCGACCCCGCCACCUGGUGACCGGCCCUCUGCCCCCGGUGCCCCCCUCCCCCCCCUUGCAGGCUCCGUCACCCCGCAGCUCUCCCAGGGGCCAUGGGAGGGCAGUGUGGCUGGGGCCUAGGGCCGCUCGGCCAGGCUGGCCACCGGAAGUCUCUGCCCGGGCUCCGCGCGCAUCCUCAGCGCAGAGCGGGGCUGUGUGGGGCUGGCCAGAGCGCUCGCCCCCCGGGGCUGCCCGCCCCUCCUCCUCCUAGGACUCCCCGCUGCGACCCAAGCUCCCCUGCACCCAGCACUCCCGGUUGGUCCACGUGGGGGGGGGGGCGGCAGAGCCUCUGCCCGGGGCCCUGGGGUGAGGCGGCCCGGAAAGCGCCCCUCCCUGCCUUGCGGGAUGGCUGUCCGGAGAGUAAAGCUUCCUUGGCUCU